This is a messenger RNA of Bolinopsis microptera, 1215 nucleotides long. RefSeq lists its product as uncharacterized. The transcript has 2 exons. Bases 1 to 1215 code for a protein of 404 amino acids. Lineage: Eukaryota; Metazoa; Ctenophora; Tentaculata; Lobata; Bolinopsidae. The record is from RefSeq and is a predicted model, not a curated record.
AUGCAUGUGUGCGACAACACUAUAAACAACACUAUAGACAACACUAUAGACAACACUAUAGACAACACUAUAAACAACACUAUAGACAACACUAUAAACAACACUAUAAACAACACUAUAGACAACACUAUAAACAACACUAUAAACAACACUAUAAACAACACUAUAAACAACACUAUAAACAACACUAUAGACAACACUAUAAACAACACUAUAAACAACACUAUAAACAACACUAUAAACAACACUAUAAACAACACUAUAAACAACACUAUAGACAACACUAUAGACAACACUAUAGACAACACUAUAGACAACACUAUAAACAACACUAUAAACAACACUAUAAACAACACUAUAGACAACACUAUAGACAACAAUAUAGACAACACUAUAAACAACACUAUAAACAACACUAUAAACAACACUAUAAACAACACUAUAAACAACACUAUAAACAACACUAUAGACAACACUAUAAACAACACUAUAAACAACACUAUAAACAACACUAUAGACAACACUAUAAACAACACUAUAAACAACACUAUAAACAACACUAUAGACAACACUAUAAACAACACUAUAAACAACACUAUAAACAACACUAUAAACAACACUAUAAACAACAAUAUAAACAACACUAUAGACAACACUAUAAACAACACUAUAGACAACACUAUAAACAACACUAUGCACAACACUAUAAACAACACUAUAAACAACACUAUAAACUACACUAUAAACUACACUAUAAACAACACUAUAAACAACACUAUAGACAACACUAUAAACAACACUAUAGACAACACUAUAAACAACACUAUAAACAACACUAUAGACAACACUAUAGACAACACUAUAAACAACACUAUAGACAACACUAUAGACAACACUAUAAACAACACUAUAGACAACACUAUAGACAACACUAUAGACAACACUGUAGACAACACUACAAACAACACUAUAGACAACACUAUAAACAACACUAUAAACAACACUAUAGACAACACUAUAAACAACACUAUAAACAACACUAUAAACAACACUAUAAACAACACUAUAGACAACACUAUAAACAACACUAUAAACAACACUAUAAACAACACUAUAGACAACACUCUCUCUCUCUCUGUUUUGGUCAACGGUUUCUGGCCUCCUAGUGAAGAGGGAGGCCUUCUCGCCGUGCCCACAGAGUGUGACUCCUGCUAG